This is a messenger RNA of Nanorana parkeri, 887 nucleotides long. It is a transcript of the gene RPL8, whose product is annotated as ribosomal protein L8. Gene Ontology annotation, cellular component: cytosolic large ribosomal subunit; ribosome. Lineage: Eukaryota; Metazoa; Chordata; Amphibia; Anura; Dicroglossidae. Gene Ontology annotation, molecular function: structural constituent of ribosome; RNA binding. Gene Ontology annotation, biological process: cytoplasmic translation. The record is from RefSeq and is a predicted model, not a curated record. Bases 72 to 845 code for a protein of 257 amino acids. The transcript has 6 exons.
GUUCUCCGGAAGAAAUCCGCCUCUUGGUGCUGGGAACUUCCUCUUCGUGGACAGCCCAGGCCUAGUGCACCAUGGGACGUGUAAUCAGGGGACAGAGAAAAGGUGCGGGGUCUGUUUUCAAAGCCCAUGUAAAGCACAGGAAGGGUGCUGCUAAGCUGAGGGCUGUCGACUUCGCAGAAAGGCAUGGCUACAUCAAGGGCAUUGUGAAAGACAUUAUCCACGAUCCUGGCCGUGGUGCUCCACUUGCUAAAGUUGCCUUCCGUGACCCUUACAGAUUCAAAAAGAGGACUGAACUUUUCAUUGCAGCUGAGGGUAUCCACACUGGUCAAUUUGUGUACUGUGGCAAGAAAGCUCAACUAAACAUUGGCAAUGUCCUCCCCGUUGGCACCAUGCCCGAAGGAACCAUUGUGUGUUGUGUGGAGGAGAAGCCAGGUGAUCGUGGCAAGCUGGCCCGUGCGUCUGGCAAUUAUGCUACAGUCAUCUCCCACAAUCCUGAAACCAAGAAAACCAGAGUGAAGCUGCCCUCUGGCUCCAAGAAGGUUAUCGCUUCUGCUAACAGAGCUAUUGUUGGAGUUGUUGCUGGUGGUGGACGUAUUGACAAGCCCAUCCUGAAGGCAGGUCGUGCUUACCACAAAUACAAGGCUAAGAGAAACUGCUGGCCACGUGUCCGUGGUGUGGCUAUGAAUCCUGUAGAACAUCCCUUCGGUGGCGGUAACCAUCAGCACAUUGGCAAACCUUCAACUAUCAGGAGAGAUGCUCCAGCUGGUCGCAAAGUCGGUCUUAUUGCUGCUCGUCGUACUGGACGUCUGCGCGGCACAAAGACUGUGCAAGAAAAGGAGAACUAAAAAUAUUCCAUGCAUAAUUUACAGAAUAAACUUUAAAAACCU